UCAGGCAAAAUGCAAGGAGCACUUCAAGCUAUCCGUGCACAAGGAAAUGUUCUCAAGUGUGCUGUUCUGCGGCAUGUGCGUAUCAUGAAUCCAGCCAUGUUACCUACUGCGAUUUCGCGUUUCGAGUCAACUUCUCCUGCUCAAUUGGAAGAGCAUGGAUUUGAAAGCACCACAAUUUCAGAUGUUUUAAAAGCUAAGGGCAAGGGUGCUGAUGGGUCCUGGCUGUGGUGCACUACAGAUGAUACUGUGUAUGACGCUGUGAAAUCGAUGACACAGCACAAUGUUGGAGCUUUGGUGGUGGUAAAACCUGGAGCUGAUAAAGCAAUUGCUGGAAUUAUUACUGAGAGAGAUUAUCUCCGGAAAAUUAUUGUUCAAGGGCGAUCUUCAAAAUCAACUAAAGUCGGUGACAUCAUGACUGAAGAGAACAAGCUGAUCACUGUGACUCCUGACACCAAAGUUCUGCAAGCUAUGCAACUGAUGACAGAUAAUCGUAUCAGACACAUUCCAGUGAUUGAUGCCAAGGGUAUGAUGGGCAUGGUCUCAAUCGGGGAUGUUGUUCGAGCUGUGGUGACUGAGCAUCGUGAGGAGCUGGACCGCCUCAAUGCUUAUAUACAAGGAGGUUACUAGAAUGAGUAACUCUAGACUGUAAUAAAGUUUGAUGAUGAUGGCAAAAGACGGGGUGGGGGGGGCGAGGGAAUUACUACUUUUAGCAAGAGACGGAAUGAGUAUUUCCAGUACUGGUUUUGCGUGUGUACAUAAGUGUUGUUUUCCUGUUUUGUGCGCUGUUCUCCUCUAGCCACGAAAUGUUACGGUUGGUGUAUAAAAUUCGUGGUCGUGACCAAGAAUCCGAUGAAUGGCUCCCUUGUUGUUUGCUGUGGCAUGUUGCUGAUCACAUUUGUGGCAUUUUGCUAUUGAUGCUGGUAGUGCUUUAA
This is a messenger RNA of Elaeis guineensis (African oil palm), 932 nucleotides long. Lineage: Eukaryota; Viridiplantae; Streptophyta; Magnoliopsida; Arecales; Arecaceae. The record is from RefSeq and is a predicted model, not a curated record.